AGCAAUUUCCUCUUUUAGCCUUUAGCUUCCGGUCUCUCUUGCUCUCUUUCUCUCUUCUUUACCUUAACUCUUCUUCUUCUCUUCCUCUUGCUCUCUCCUCUUCCUCUGUGCUGGCGGCGGCACUCCAUUUUCAUCCGUUUCUUCCUCUGAUUCGAUUGGUUCUUGCCCCAUUUCUGUUUCGUUGUAGCUUGAUCUGUAUUCGUAUCGAUCUAGGUGUUGUUGGGUUUCUUUAGAAAAGUACCGCCAUGAUAGCGGCCAGGCAGCAGCAGCAAGACAAAACGACAGCGAUGGCGCCGUCUGCAGAGGAAGAGGCCUUGAAAAGGAAUACGGAUUGCGUUUACUUUCUUGCUUCUCCUUUAACCUGUAAAAAGGGAAGUGAAUGUGAGUAUCGCCAUAGUGAAUAUGCCCGGGUAAACCCAAGAGAUUGUUACUACUGGUUGAAUGGGAAUUGCUUGAAUCCUAAGUGUGGAUUUCGUCAUCCACCCCUUGAUGGCUUGUUUGGAAGCCAAGCAUCAGAUUCUGGUGCAGCUUCUUUACCUCCAUCACUUAUGGCAGUGGCACCUGCCAUGAACUCACAACAAAGUUCAGCUAAACAAGCAGUCCCAUGCUUUUUCUUCCAGAAGGGGCUCUGCAUAAAAGGCGAUAGAUGUGCUUUCUUACAUGGACCAAAUCCUACUAGUAACAAAGUUUCACAGCCAACGGUACCCUCUAUUAAUGAACUCUCACCUCAAAAGAAGGCUUCUGUUGGCUCUCAAAGGUUGACUCAGGACCAUAAGAUUUCACUGGCAAAUUUCUCAAAGGUAGCUGGAGCAGCUGCUGAAGCUAAACCUGUUCCUAAACCAGAAAUUGGUUCGCUAAUAAAUGCAGCUGGAGUUGAAAGGAAUCUUCCACCAUCUAAAAGCAUGGAUGCUGAGCUUUCAAAAUACAAGGCAACAAAUCUUCCUCCUGUUAAUGGAAACUUGAGUCGUUUCAAUCGCUUGCAUCAGUCACAAGAUGAUCAUGUUCUCCAGAAUGGUAAGGAUGGUGAUGAGAUUUUGAGGGAGUCCUCUCCUGGUUUUGAUGUUCUUGUAGAUGAUGAGUUGAGAAAUUCUGAUUAUUACCAUAGUGAAGAUCAGUAUGGAAGGGCAAGAGGUCAUGAAGGAAGGAGCAUGAACCCUGUAGAUGAAUAUGAUAUGGGUCAUACUGCUGAUUACAGUUCAGUUGCUGAAUUUGACCGAGAAACAUAUAGUAGUCUACGGGACUAUGAUACCUAUGAUCACAUGCAAGGGCAAUAUGCUUGGGAACAACAUAGGCCUUCAUCGGAAACAGUGCUAGAGCGGCCAGCUCAUUUGGAACAGAGAGCUUACUCAAAACCAGAUAGCCCUGAACCCAUUGAUGGGUCAGAUCUGCGCUAUCGCUUGUCAAAACAGAGGAGAGUUCAUGGCUUGAGAUCAGUUGUCAGUCAUGAUUUUGUGCCUGAAAAUCAAGUUGAGGAGAGAGGUUAUAGGGGUUCUUCACGAAGAGAUGCACAUAAUUUACCCUCGCAUGAAAGCUCUAUGAGUAGUCUUCUUCGUGGAAGGAUAAAGCUUCCAGAACAAUCUCCCAAUGGCAGUAAUUUACAUGCAGAAAGGGAAAUAGGCAGGGGUAGGAACUGGGACAGAUUGUCACCUGGGAGGUCCGAGAUCCAAUCUCAACAAGGGAGACUUCGGGACAGAAUAAAAGCUCGGGUGGAAGAGCACUACAAUAUUGAAGGGAGAAAUCUUAGAGGUACUCGAAUGAGAAGGGAAAUGGCAAAUGAGGGAGGUAUUGAUUUUGCUGGUCCUAAAAGUCUUGCAGAGCUGAAAGGUGCAAAAACUACAGAGAGUAGGGUGCAGCAAUCGCUUGGAAAGCGAAAACAAUUGGGAGAUUAUCAACCAUCUGAAGGUGAUCUUUCAUUUGAAGGCCCAAUGCCUCUUAGUGAGAUUCUAAAGAGAAAAAGGGAGGCUGAAUCAGCAGCUACUGGCAGUGGAAUCACUUCUGUCAGUAAGAACGAAAAUGAUCAGAAAGAAUGCAAGGAAAGCUUGCUUGGCGAAUCCAACAAUGCAGUAGUUGCAGAGACACAAGGUGAUCUUUCAUCCAUGAAGGAUGAAGCCAGCAAGCAAGUGCAUAAAGAUGAAGGAUCCACUUAUGCAGCAGCUGGUGUUGGGACAGUGGGAGAAUCAGUUGGUCAAUAUUCUUCUCAACAACCAAAGCCAAGUGAGACCGGGAUGAUUGUGGAUGAUGGCAUGGAAGAUCAUGAGUAUGAAGCUGAUGAUCAAAGGGAAGGGGACUAUGAAUAUGAGCAAGUUGAUGAAGGAGAGUAUUAUGAAGAGGGCGAAAAUGCGGACGCAGAAGAGGAAUACGAAGACGAUGAAGAUGGAGAUGACUUUGCUAAGAAAAUUGGUGUGAUGUUAUCAUGAGGGGAAUUGAGAAGUUUGAUGCUUUUGGCUAUUAUUGUGGCUUGUUGACUACCUUGGGAACUAAUUGUGGUUUUGAUCGACACAGGGUGUAGUUGCCAUGGAAUUUCUUUGUAGAAGUAGGGCAAGUUCUUAUCCAGUAUUAAUUUAAAUGUUUUGUUUUUUUCUUUUUUCAAUUAUUGUAUCUAAAACUGAUUGAAUGGAGAAUUUAUUGUGCUUGGAGCGAAGCUUUAGCCUUGGGCCGAUCAGUUCUGCUCGCACGAAAAGGCACGAAUGUAACCGUAGAAAUUUAAUAAGAAACCUGCUGCUUACAUUGUCUUGCA
Messenger RNA from Manihot esculenta (cassava), 2737 nucleotides. Its product is annotated as zinc finger CCCH domain-containing protein 17. The transcript is spliced from 3 exons. The coding region runs from base 246 to 2417 and encodes 723 amino acids. The record is from RefSeq and is a predicted model, not a curated record. Gene Ontology annotation, molecular function: metal ion binding. NCBI's taxonomy places the organism in Eukaryota, Viridiplantae, Streptophyta, Magnoliopsida, Malpighiales, Euphorbiaceae.